Molecule: messenger RNA, 1497 nt
Organism: Lachancea mirantina
Lineage: Eukaryota; Fungi; Ascomycota; Saccharomycetes; Saccharomycetales; Saccharomycetaceae
Source: the annotation of a GenBank genome assembly
AUGUUUAGGCAGGUCAAGAAACGUGUCUCUUCAAGAAGGAAUUUCGACGAUUCGCCCAAUGGUAUGAUAUUAGGAGGACAGGGUGCAGAAGAAGAGCAGAAGUUAUACAGCAGCUUAUAUGAAACCAAAUUGUCAUUCUACGAAUUCCCACCGCAAGGUGAAAUCACGCUAGAUCAAUUCGAAACAUGGGCCAUUGACCGUCUCAAAGUUCUUUUGGAGAUCGAGUCCUGCAUACAGCGUAGCAAAACUGGUAAAGAGACGGAACUGAUCAUAAAGCCACUUUUCCAAAAGCUGCUGCCAUUCAACACCGACAACCUUGAGGACAGGAAAAAAGAUUACUACUCGCAUUUCAUCCUGAGACUAUGUUUUUGCAGGACCAAGGAGUUGAGGGAAAAGUUUGUAAGGGUCGAAACGGCGCUCUUCAAAAUACGUUUUAACAUGAUGACCUCUCAUGAGCAGUUGCGGUUUGUGGAACAUUUGAAGCUGCCGGAUAUGCAGUUUAUCACCGAGGAAGAAAAACAGGAGCUAGCUACUCAACUAUACCAGACGAUGUCACCAGUUCUACAGUUUCAGCUGAAUUUGACAGAUGAAAACCAAAGGAGACAGUACUUCAAACAGGAGCGAUUCAUCAAGCUCCCUUUUGAGUCCGUAAUGGAACUAGUAGGAAGUAGACAGGUUUUCGUGAAAAGAGGGUUUGCGUAUCUGCCUCAGGUGCAGCAGAUAAACCACAUUGCCAACGAAUUCGCCACUCGAUUAGAAGCGGAUCUUUUAGCAACUUUCCAGAACUUACCGAAGCUCAAUGAAGACGACAGACUCCUACCAGUUUUACAUCAUUUGUCUUCAGGCUACACGGUUGCGGAUUUUCAACACCAGGAGCAAUUCGGACAGUCCUCGCAGGGCGAAGUGACCGCUGCUUCUGUUCACACUCACGAGGUGAAAGACAAUUUCCCGCUUUGCGCCGAAAACCUCAUGGAAGCGUUAGAGAAAAACCACCAUUUGCGGUACCAGGGCCGUCAGCAACUGUCGUUUUUUUUGAAAGGCAUCGGCAUGGGCGUCGACGAGGCUCUGAAGUUUUGGUCGGAUGCGUUUACGCGUGGCGGGUACAUUACUAUUGACAAAUUUAACAAAGAGUACAGGUAUAAUUUCAGGCACAACUACGGUCUAGAAGGGAAUCGGAUCAACUACAAGCCUUGGGAUUGCCGGACGAUUUUGUCGAAACCCCGUCCUUCGCGCGGCGAACAUCACGGUUGCCCCUACAGGGAUUGGAACGUUGAAAGACUGACGGCAAAACUGUCGCAAGCCAUGAACCUCACGCCGGCACAAGUAACGAGCGUUUUGGACAGUGUUCGCAGAACGGAAUACACGGUAGCGUGCACAAAAGUGUUCGAGAUGACGCACGGCGGUCAAGUCGGGGUCGAAAUCAACGACCAGACGCACAUCGCGCAUCCUAAUCUGUACUACGAACGGUCGAAACAAUUGCAGAAGGGCGUGCACUAG